Messenger RNA from Penicillium hordei, 903 nucleotides. RefSeq lists its product as uncharacterized. Bases 1 to 903 code for a protein of 300 amino acids. NCBI's taxonomy places the organism in Eukaryota, Fungi, Ascomycota, Eurotiomycetes, Eurotiales, Aspergillaceae. The record is from RefSeq and is a predicted model, not a curated record. The transcript is spliced from 2 exons.
AUGUCAGACUCGGCAGUCCUCUACCCAGCGGAGACGAAUAGUGGCACUGUCACAUCUUAUGUCCCGCUAACAACGACAUGGACACCGUCCCCGGAAUGUUUCACCAAAUAUCGUCUCGAUGGCCCGAGCUUGAUGGCGUUCGACCCCGCAUACGGGCUCGAUGUUGAAACUGGUGUACUUUGUGGACCCCCAGCCAUGACAACAUGGUGGGAGCAAGGGCUUCUAGGUGACCAUGGCUCGUACGCGACACGAAUUAGCAUCGGACCAAUGUCAUGUCCCGACAAUUGGUCCACACUUGCCUCUUCCACGAAAGAUUCGUCCAGUGUUUUGGAGAUGUGCUGUCCAUCAGGUUUCUAUCUUGGAGAUGCUGUUCCUGGUUCUGUUGCUGGGAACUGCCUGUCGAAAGUUUCCUCGGGCAUGACUCUUACUUACGGAUCCACUGCAAAUGAUGACUCGAGCUCGUGGUCCAUGGCUACAACAACCAUGACCUCCAGCUCGACAGUCGGUGCAAUUGGCAUUGUGGGUUGGAACAUCAAAUACCCUUCAACUGCUACCGCUACUUCUACGACCUCGGCAACAACCACAACCCCUUCAACAUCGGUUACUUCUCAAAAUUCCAACUCAAGCUCUCCCAGUAGCCUAGAUACAGGAGCAAAAAUCGGAAUCGGCGUCGGAAUCGGCGUGGGUGCGAUAGGUGUGAUCGCAUUGCUGACUGCCUUGUACCUCUUCCGUCGGCGGAAGCAGCGAACAGCAGCUGAGCCUGAUCAAAGUCUGUCUCAUUACUACUCCCAACCUCCGGCUAUGUCCGUACACCAGGCACGGUACCAGCCACAAUACCCCGCAGAGUUGGAUGCGCCUAAGCUACUUCCUGUUCAACCGGCAGAGCUCUCGUCGAGAAAUUAG